GCACUAGGCGGCGUGCCUACCCUCUUGCCAGAUGUUCCCGUUUCCGCCAUUUUUCUCGCCUUGUUCAUCGCUGCCGCUGCCGGCCACAUGGGUCUUUUCCAGAUCAAUAAGAAGAGAGGGAGGAAAUUCGUUCUGAAUGCAGCCACAUUUGGCUUUUGUAUGACACGGAUAAUAGCUACGUCGUUGCGCAUCGCAUGGGCCCAGCAACCACGGAACAUCUCUCUGGGAAUGGCAGCCGGAAUUUUUGUCUACGCCGGCAUUCCUAUUCUAUUCAUCGCCAACUUAUUCUUCGCCGAACGCAUUGUUCGUGCCCAACAUCCACAUUUCGGCUGGUCGCGACCGUUUUCUGCGAUUAUACCGAUAGCCAUUUUCAUCACAGUUGCGACUGUACUGUGUUUGAUAUCGGCCGUGAUUGUGCAAUUCUAUACCUAUGCUCCCGGCCCUCAGCAAGCUGCUCGCGACAUUCAGCUAUAUGGUCAGACGUGCUUCGCCAUCUUGGCGACACUGCCACUGUUCAUCGUUGGAAUCUCUUCGGCAGCACGCGCUAAUCCAAAAAUCAAGAUGACGUGCACUCUGGAUAAAUUUGGCAGUGGUAGUAUGCGAGCAAAAGUUGCCAUAUCGAUGAUAUCUGCCGUCAUUCUCUCGAUUGGAGCGUGGUAUCGUGCUGGCACAGCUUAUCCUAGGCCGACACCCCAAGGGAUCCCGGCUCCGGACUAUUUUGCCAAGGCUAGCUUCUAUAUAUUCAACUUUACUCUGGAAAUAAUCGUUGUGUGUGGCUGGUUGGCACUACGCAUUGACACACGAUUUUUUGUGCCGGACGGCUCAAAGGGUCCUUUUUCGUAU
This is a messenger RNA of Dissoconium aciculare CBS 342.82, 843 nucleotides long. RefSeq lists its product as uncharacterized. The record is from RefSeq and is a predicted model, not a curated record. Lineage: Eukaryota; Fungi; Ascomycota; Dothideomycetes; Mycosphaerellales; Dissoconiaceae. The annotation marks the transcript as partial. The transcript has 2 exons.